Numida meleagris (helmeted guineafowl) is the source of this 3152-nucleotide messenger RNA. RefSeq names its product cytochrome P450 2K4-like. Gene Ontology annotation, cellular component: cytoplasm; intracellular membrane-bounded organelle. The record is from RefSeq and is a predicted model, not a curated record. Lineage: Eukaryota; Metazoa; Chordata; Aves; Galliformes; Numididae. The coding region runs from base 951 to 2441 and encodes 496 amino acids. Gene Ontology annotation, molecular function: iron ion binding; heme binding; oxidoreductase activity, acting on paired donors, with incorporation or reduction of molecular oxygen, reduced flavin or flavoprotein as one donor, and incorporation of one atom of oxygen. Gene Ontology annotation, biological process: xenobiotic metabolic process. The transcript has 9 exons.
AACCCAAAUACCAUUACUUUACUGCAGUGGAUACAUCAUUCAUUGAGCUACAGAACACACACCAAAACUGGAUUUUGAGAGGAGGAGAUUUCUGUCUAUAAUAGGUCCUGAAGGUUUUGUCCCUCAUUUUGCAGCCUUACCUCUCCCUUGACUAUUGACAUCAAACUGGACAACGACAGAUCAGACAAUGUCAGAGUAAAGGCCUCCAAGAACUGAGCUCACUGGCAUCAGCAGUGAUAAGAAGAAGGAUGUAGGUGUUUAACCCACCCGAGUAAGGACAUCAGUAGAUAAGGAAGCGGGGUGAAGGAAGUUGAAUGAGACUAGAGACAAAGAGGGAAAACUGGAGUGAGAACAAGAACUAAUGGAAGUAAUAUGCAUUAAAGCUUGUAAAUAUAAUAUUAUGAUGAUAAGAAAUAGAGAGUUAGAGGGUUAGAGAGUUAGAGGGUUAUAUUGCCUGAGGAAUGUCUGGAAAUUUUAAAGAAGAUGAUGAGACAGCAAUGGUUAAGAUCAGAGCAUUUAAAUGAAAGGAAUGACCCUGGUAUCUCUUUGGCAGACACACUUCUUUAGUUUUCUGUGUCUUUAGUUUUCUGUGUCUCUCCAGUAUGGACUACUGUUUUCUGUUUCAAAGUUCAAGGCAGAGUUUGAGUUGCUCUUGCAACAUUUACGCCCCCAGACAUCUCUGCAAAUGUACAACACUAAAUGAGACAUAACUCAUUAAACAGUAACCAGGAGAGGGUAAAAUGAGUGCAGGUGGGAGUAAGGCUGCCUAGUAGGUACUUUCCAAGGGUAAAAUUGCAGAAGAGUUGACGCUUCUAACAUUUCUGAGAAGUGAAGCUCAUCUCUCAACUUCUACACCUCUUGGUGUAGAAGUGCCAUUAUCUCUUGAAACAACUUCUGGUAGGAGCUUGCUUGCAUUACCAUCCCUUCAGUCAAGCUUUUGUUGAAAGGCAAUGGAUUGGGCCAGCCUUGUUCCUGAGGCGUUACUGUUUAUCCUCGUUCUCCUGCUGAUUUUGAAAGCACAACAUUUCUGGAGGAGCCAAAUGAGAGAGAAAUCUCCCCCAGGACCCCAGCCUUUACCCAUCAUUGGAAAUCUGCACAUCAUGGAUCUAAAGAAACCUGGCCAGACACUGUUACAGCUGUCUGAAACAUAUGGCCCUGUGUUCACAGUUCAGAUGGGACUAAGGAAAGUGGUGGUGCUGGCAGGGUAUGACACAGUGAAGGAAGCUCUGGUGAAUCAUGCAGAUGCAUUUGCAGGGAGACCUAAAUUACCAAUUAUAGAAAAAACAGGGAAAGGAAAAGGAGUUGUAUUUUCUCAUGGAGAAAACUGGAAAGUGAUGCGAAGAUUUACACUUACAACCUUGCGGGACUUCGGGAUGGGAAAGAAGGUCAUAGAAGAUCAUAUUGUAGAAGAGUAUGGAUACCUGGCAGACAUAAUUGAGUCACAGAAAGGGAAGCCUCUUGAGAUAAGUCAGUUGAUGAAUGCUGCUGUUGCUAAUGUCAUUGUAUCCAUAUUGCUUGGAAAGCGGUUUGACUAUGAAGACCCCACAUUCAAAAGACUCGUGUCAUUGGUGAAUGAAAAUAUGACGCUUCUUGGAAGUCCAUCAGUGUCGCUGUACAAUGUAUUCCCCAUCCUUGGAUUCUUCCUGAAGAACAGCAAAUCUUUCAUUGAGAAUGUAAAAGAAUUCAAUGAUUUUAUCAGGGUUACUUUCACAAAAUAUCUCAAAGUCCUGGACAGAAAUGACCAGAGGAGCUUCAUUGAUGCUUUUCUUGUCAGACAACAAGAGGAGAAUGGAAAGGCCAAUACAUUUUUCAAUAAUGAAAACUUAACUGAGAUUGUGAGAAAUCUGUUUAUAGCUGGCACGGAUACCACAGCCACCACUUUGUGCUGGGGCCUUCUGCUCAUGAUGAAAUAUCCUGAAAUUCAGAAAAAAGUCCAGGAAGAGAUAGAUCAAGUGAUAGGAUCAAACCCCCCAAGAACCGAGCAUCGAACUAAAAUGCCAUAUACCGACGCUGUUGUACAUGAAAUUCAGAGGUUCGCUGAUAUCCUGCCAUUGAACUUGCCUCAUGAGACUACCAAAGACGUCUCUCUCAAAGGCUAUUUCAUUCCCAAGGGAACCUAUGUCAUCCCCUUGCUCAACUCCGUCCUGCACGACAAAACCCAGUGGGAGAAACCAGGCUCCUUCCACCCUGAGCAUUUCCUCAACUCGGAGGGGAAGUUUGUAAAGAAAGAUGCUUUCAUUCCUUUUUCAACAGGACGGAGGAUCUGUGCCGGUGAGACUCUUGCCAAAAUGGAGCUCUUCCUCUUCUUCACCAGCCUCCUGCAGAGGUUCACCUUCCAGCCUCCUCCCGGAGUUUCCCCCUCAGACCUGGACCUCUCUGCCACCACUAGGUUUGUUGUUGCCCCAGUAACUCAUGAGCUCUGUGCAGUGCUACGUUCCUAGGGACUUUUAUCAGCUGCCUCCUUUUCCUGGAACACUCAGAUGAAAUAUCUUAGUUCACUUCUGUUCCUACCAGGGAAAUUUGGCACUUCUGAAUCCAGUAGGUGAUUUUUAGCCCAAGUACACCUUAGAAUCAUAGAAUUAGCUAGGUUAGAAAAGACCUACAAGAUCAUCCAGUCCAACCAUCCACCUACCAUCAAUAACCCCACUAAACCUUGUCUCUCAACGCUAUAUCUAAAUGUUUCUUGAAUGCAACACCUUGAAUCAUAGCAAGAGGUGUAUCACCCACCAUUACAAAAGGUGGCAGUCCUGACCUUCUGCCAGUCCUUGAAUGAGCAAAUUGGUGGUCCCUGUGAGGUUGAAUGAGUCCAUCUCGACACCACCGCAUGUUCCCUUCAAGAAAAGCAUCUGGGGUCAGACUCUGGGCUAGAGCCCACAGGAUGUUGCACAGAUCUCACAUCCUCACACAAGGACCUUCAUCUUCCUCCUCUAGCACAGCUGCACUCAAGCUGCCCAGUGAAAAAGGCUCAUUACACGUUUUAUACCCAUACCACUGCCCUGAAUGUAUGCACAGACACACAUAGAAAUGUAACUGAACAGUUCAACGUGAGAUAAAUGUAAGAUGUUCACUAAUGCAGAACUUCAGUGCAGUCACAUAGAGGACUAAUAGAUGAUGGCAUGUCAUCUGGAAACUGAAAUUAAUUUAAUUUACUA